Mollisia scopiformis is the source of this 1545-nucleotide messenger RNA. RefSeq names its product cytochrome P450. The transcript has 7 exons. The record is from RefSeq and is a predicted model, not a curated record. NCBI's taxonomy places the organism in Eukaryota, Fungi, Ascomycota, Leotiomycetes, Helotiales, Mollisiaceae. The coding region runs from base 1 to 1545 and encodes 514 amino acids. Gene Ontology annotation, molecular function: heme binding; iron ion binding; oxidoreductase activity, acting on paired donors, with incorporation or reduction of molecular oxygen.
AUGUUGAACCUACAUCAAUUUACAGGUCUGGCUGCGCUGCUCCUGUCCUUGACAUGGAUCGCGAGCCUUCUACGCGUUCGUUUUCGUCCUGGACUUCGCAACAUCCCUGGUCCAUGUCUUGCGGCAUAUUCGAGGUUGUGGAACGUAAAGAUUGCUGCUUCGGGAGAUGCACACGAGAGCUUCCGACGUCUGCAUGAGAAAUAUGGUAAGCUGGUUCGCGUUGGCCCGAAUCAUGUCGCCAUUUCAGAUCCAGCAAUGAUUCCAGUCAUUUACGGCACGAACAACAAAUACCUAAAGACUGGCUUCUACGACCCUUUCGCCACACCGUAUGCUGGAGAAUUAAUGCACAGCAUGUUCUCCAUCACAGACAUCAUUCAACAUCGGGCUCUCAAGAGGGGUGUUGCAAACAAAUACUCUCUAUCCUUCAUGAAGGAAUUUGAGCCUCAGGUCAACGACUGCACCAACAAGUUUGCUUCCAUCUUGCAUGAAUACGCCGACUCGAACCAGAUUUUCGACCUUGGCACGUGGCUUCAGUGGUAUGCAUUUGAUGUGAUAGGAGCCAUUACCUUUAAUCGUACAUUCGCUUUUAUGGAGGAGAGAAAAGAUAUCAACGAUAUCAUUGCUGGAAUUGAAGGCGGGCUUUGGUAUGGCAGUAUUUGUGGUCAAAUCCCAAAUUUUCAUCCAUGGCUGUUGGGCAAUGAGCCAGUAAUGAGCGUCCUUUCGGACAACAUCGCCGCAGUUGAGGCAGCAAACCCAGUUCCGAAGAUUGUAGAAGACGCGAUCAAGGAUUACGACACACAGAAUUCAGGCGACUCAGAUCGAACUGAUUUUCUGGCCUUGUUUCGAAAGGAGAGCGAGAAAUCACCGGACAACAUGCCUCACCGCAAUCUCAUGAACCAUCUCAUGAACAACCUGCUCGCUGGUAGCGAUACCACCGGAAUCUCUCUGCGGGCGGUAUUCUACUACCUGAUCAUGAAUCCCAGAUCGUACGAAAAACUUGUCAAUGAGAUCUUGCUCGCAGAUCGUGAAGGCAAAGCGUCAAAGAAUAUCACACUAGCAGAAAGCUCUCAAAUGCUCUACUUGCAAGCUUGCAUCAAAGAGGCAAUGCGUCUUCAUCCCGGCGUCGGCUUUCCGCUCGAGAGAUACGUCCCUGAAGAAGGACUGAAGGUAGAUGAUGUAUUCCUUCCGGGAGGAACUAUUGUCGGAAUGAAUGCCUGGGUGGUCCACCACGAUAGGAUCAUUUUUGGUGAUGAUGCGGAUGAGUUCCGCCCAGAAAGAUGGAUUGAGGCAAAGCCAGAGGAAUUAGGAGUGAUGGAGAAGUGUUUCCUGUCAUUUGGAGCCGGUACGAGGACUUGUAUUGGGAAGAACAUCUCGAUGAUGGAGAUGAGCAAGAUGGUGCCGCAAUUACUAAGAGACUUUGAUUUUUCGUGGGCUUCGGAACAGAAAACUUGGCAGAUAAAGACGUUUUGGUUUGCAAAACAGUCGGGCGUAUUUGUUCGGGUUCAUCCCAGGGCUAAGAAAGAGGUUAAGGAAUCUUUAUUAUAG